Haliotis rubra (blacklip abalone) is the source of this 1644-nucleotide messenger RNA. Its product is annotated as cadherin EGF LAG seven-pass G-type receptor 2-like. Gene Ontology annotation, biological process: homophilic cell-cell adhesion. The transcript has 4 exons. Bases 1 to 1644 code for a protein of 547 amino acids. The record is from RefSeq and is a predicted model, not a curated record. Gene Ontology annotation, molecular function: calcium ion binding. NCBI's taxonomy places the organism in Eukaryota, Metazoa, Mollusca, Gastropoda, Lepetellida, Haliotidae. Gene Ontology annotation, cellular component: plasma membrane.
AUGAUAACGGACACCAAUGAUAACAACCCCACAUUUAACCCGAGUGAGUUUGAGGCUAAAGUGAACGAAAGUGCACCAAUAAAUACAGCUGUAGUAACUGUCCAUGCUACAGAUGCGGACAAAGGUUUAAACUCAGAAAUUGUGUACAGCCUCAGUGAUGAGAACAGCGGCCAGUUCAGGGUCAUUGGAGAUUUAGACAGGGAGAAAGUGAGCAUGUAUAACCUCACAAUGAAAGCAGUUGAUCAUGGAUACCCUCAACGUAGUUCCACUGGCCAUCUCAUAAUCUAUGUAAGCGAUGCUAACGACCAUGCUCCAGUUUUUGCAAAACAUGAGUACAGGGUGAAGAUGAGCGAACUUGAAUUGCCAGGAAGUUUUGUGGAAAGUGUGACAGCCUCAGAUGAAGAUUCAGGCCCAAACUCUGCAUUGUCAUAUUCAAUUGUGACAGGAAAUGACCUGAAUUGGUUCCGGAUUGAUCCAGCUACAGGUCUUGUUACCACCCAGGACAAGCUAGACCAUGAAACUACCUUCCAGGUCAUCAUGAAUAUAUCGGCAAAAGAUGGGGGCGCUCAGAUUUUCAGAAACUACACCACACUGAUUGUUACGAUUCUUGAUGAGAAUGACGUGGUUCCGACAUUUGAUCGAUCGGUGUAUGAUGUGAAUGUUCGAGAAGACAUAGGGGUUGGAUCUGACAUCAUCACUCUAACAGCGACGGACACUGACGAAGGCUUGAAUGGAACUGUUAGCAGUAUCCUAGAGAACCAGCCUUCAGGGACUGAUGUGGUCCAGGUGUUUGCCUUUGAUCCAGAUGAAGGACUCAACAGACGCGUCACCUACAGCUUCUUUGGGGACAGCUUCAGCAGCUUCUCCAUUGAUGCAUCCACUGGAUGGGUCCGGACAACCAAGCAGCUGGACAAAAGUCGCAGCCCAUACCGUCUGACUGUGCGGGUUACUGAUGGUGGGGGGAAGAUUGCAUCUCCUGAUGCUUCUUUGGAGGUCACUGUCGCUAACGUUAAUGACCCUGCUCCACAAUUUAGUGGUCAAAGCUAUACAUUCUCCAUUGAAGAAGUUGGUGAAAAUCAGAUUCCUGAUGUGAGCAGAAGUGUUGGAAGAGUAACGGCUACCGUGUCAGACAACACCCCUGUGACAUAUGCUAUUGUUGGGGGCGAUCCUUAUGGAGUGUUCAACAUAGACAGAACAUCCGGGCAGAUUACCACUGUAAAGAAAGUGGACCGGGAAGUACAGUCUGAGUUCCACCUGAAGGUAAUUGCAAGCGGUUCUCGCUUCCGGGAGACAUCAGUGAAGGUAGAGGUCACUGACAUCAAUGAUAACUCCCCUGUCUUUGUGGACCAAACCAUGGAAACCUCCGUGCAUGAAAACUGGCCAAUCGGCCGGAACAUCUACCAUGCAGAAGCCAGGGAUGCUGACUUUGGUCCCAACUCGGAUCUCUCCUACACCCUGACGUCUAAUUCUAACAAUGUCUUCAUGAUUAAGGCCCAGACUGGAGUGAUUUACCUGAACAAGCCACUCGACCAGCUGCCAUCCAACAGAAGCACCCACACCCUCACUGUGACAGCAACUGAUGCAGGAACGCCCCAGCUCUCUACCACUGUCGACAUCACUGUCUUCAUCCAAGAUUCAUUAUGA